AUGCGACACACCAAUCUCCUCCUGAGAUUUCUCAACUUGUCAUUACUAGGCACAGUGAUCUCCUUGGCCACUGGGACACCUCCCUACAGUCUUGGGACAUCUUAUGAUCCUAUUCCCACUGGUGCAAUUGGACCACCUGUUCCAAACCCACCUGGAUAUCGCCUUCAAGACCUGGGAGAUGGUGCCUACAUGGUCACUGACGGGAUCUACCAGGCGAUGUUUCUCGUCAGUUGCGAAAGUGUUAUUGUAGUAUACAAUCCCCCAUCGAUUGGCUACAAUAUGCUUAACGCCAUCCGGAAUGUUACGUCUUUGCCGAUUUCACACGUUGUGUACAGCCAUUCGCAUGCGGACCACAUCGGUGCUGCCUAUGUGUUGGGGACCCCUGAAAAUGUCACCUUCGUGGCCCAUCGACAGACAGCGGAUCAGCUGGCGAUGACCCCGGACAAGCAUAGACCACCUCCAUCCAUCACCUUCCAGGACUCGUACAAGCUCCAGGUCUGCAACCAGACACUUGAACUCAACUACAUGGGAAGUAAUCACGAACCGGGCAACAUCUUCAUCUGGGCCCCGUUGCAAAAAAUCAUCAUGCUUGUCGAUAUUGUCUAUCCUGGUUGGGUUCCGUAUUACGAGCUCGGCGUAGCCCAGAACGUUCCAGGCUACGUCAUGGCACACAAGCAGAUCUUGACGUACGACUUCAAGCAUUACAUCGGUGGCCAUCUUGACCGAACUGGUACACGCGAAGAUGUUCUCACUAGCCAGGCAUAUGUCAACGAUCUCUUCGACGCCUGCGUGGAGGCCAUGAAUCUUUCAAAGAACCCGAACAGUACGUUGUAUGCACCCGCCGUCCAGGGUGCGGUUGCUGGGGCCUUUCCAGGGAAUAGCUGGCUCGUGGUGGACACCGUCAACACCAUGCUAUCAGGUUGGGCGAACAACGUAACAAACGAGAAGUGGAAGGGAAAGCUGGCUGGUCUGGAUAUUUACGGAGAGUCGAAUGCUGCCACCAUGCUUGAAGCUGUCCUGAUUAAUUGGGGAAUUAGCGGUGCAUUUGGGGUCUCAAAUGGACCUGGGCCGGAAGAAGAGUGA
This is a messenger RNA of Fusarium redolens, 1083 nucleotides long. Its product is annotated as beta-lactamase-like protein. The transcript has a single exon. Bases 1 to 1083 code for a protein of 360 amino acids. The record is from RefSeq and is a predicted model, not a curated record. Lineage: Eukaryota; Fungi; Ascomycota; Sordariomycetes; Hypocreales; Nectriaceae.